AUGGAGUACCCUGUCGUGUUCCAUAUGGUCUCUGAUAGCAAAGCAGUUAGUUCCGUGGGUGAUUAUACCGAGGCUGAUGCGAUUGAAUCCAUGAUUCGACCUUGUGGCCCACGAUUGAUCCGCCUGUUCUGGCUUGUAGUGCAGCCUUCGUAUCCUUUGCUCGACAAGAGACGAUUCAUGGAGCUGUACAACAUUUCAUAUAGGAAAAUUGGCGCCGCUCUAUUGGGUGCUGUCUACCUGAAUGCUAUUCAAUGGUGGAACUAUGAUUCUGAAUUGUCCCUUCAGCCUCCCCCAAAUUCUACGCGGUUGCGGAAGUUGACACUAGAUACGAUCAUGAAUGAAUUCCAUCGGCCUCACUUGUCCUCCAUUGAGGCCAUGCUUCUCUACCUUCAGCGAACAGACUAUGAGCCCCUUACUUCGGAUCACACAUUCUCAAGAGGCUUAACGUCGCAGAUGCUUGCCGUUGCGGAGGCCAUUGGACUCCAUGUUGAUGCUUCCGAAUGGACAAUACCAGAAUGGGAACGAGCACAGCGUCGCCGUAUCUCAUGGGCUUUAUACAUGCAAGAGAAGUGGACGGCAAUUUCCUAUGGAAGGCCAUCUCAUAUCUUAGAAGUUAACUGGACUGUCAAAGACCCGUGCUUGCUUGACUUCGAACCUUGUGGUGAGCAAGCAAAUAACACUUUGCAACUGAGUACUAGCUAUGAACAUAUUAGCGGACAGAUCUUUUUACUCAUGUGUAGUCUAUCUCGACCAUGUGAGACGUGCAUUUUGAAUGGAUUCGAAUGUACGUUCCUCAAUCCUCAGAAAAAGCGAGGGCCUCCUGCACACCGGGUAACACAGAUAAAAGAGCGACAAGGUCAAGCCAGGCGGUCAUCUGGCAGUGCGGAUAGUGCUAGCCUCGCCAGUCUUCAUGGCACGAGUGUCUCGGCGACUGUUGAUUUGCCUACUUUUGAUGAUUCACAGACUCCAGGUGAACAGGAUUUUGGGUUUGGCCUGCUUCUCGACAAGAAUGCUACCGAGGCCACUUGGAAUAGUCCUUCUCACCCCGACUCUUGGCUUCCAGACAAUUUCAACUCGCAAACAGGCUCACUCUUUGAUUUUCCAGGAGCAAAUAUAUUUGUAAAGCAGGCACUCCCUCCGAUAAUUGAUGAUGUGAAUCUCAAUUUCGACGAAUCGAUGCCAUUCAUGGGUGGAGAUAUCAAUGCGCAUGACACGCAGAGUGUAAAUUCGAUGGGAGCACCUAACGCUAGCACAUCAAAAACAGAAUUCUGGCCACCAUAUAUUCAAGAAACUAAUCUCAUUCCCUGGAUCGAUGUGUUUUUCGACCGUCUUCAUCCAACGUUACCAGUUUUGGAUAGAUCAUCUUUAUUCACUAGGCUAUUUCAACGGGAGCAUCGCCAAAAUCCUCAAUUUGGUGCCAUGAUUCUGUCGCUCUGCGCCUUUGCACUUACACAACCAAUCGAUAUCAUCGAACGGCCCUCUUCUUCCUCCCGUGCAGACCAUGCGAGAAUGAUGAUGACAGAAGCAACAAAGAUGCAUAGCUCAUCUGACUUUGGAGAGCACCCGACUGUCGAAUCUGUGCUCACCAGUUUCUUCUUAUUUGGCUUCUUGUUUGGUAGUAAUCAACACAAUGCUGCAAGGCUCCGACUUCGCGAGGCCGUUGAUUUGGCAUCGAUAUUGGGGCUGAAUGAUCCAAGCACCUAUACGAAUCACUCUUCUGAGUAUAAGGGGCAGUUGUUGAGAAUAUAUUUGGUGUUAUCGGUGACCGAAAGGGCUUAUGCCCUACAGCGUCGACUCCCAGUCAAUUUUGUCAACCCUCCGUCAAACCCGAUAGGGUCCGUGGACGAAAUGGACAACACUACCCGGCGCCUGGUAUCCGGAAUCAUCGUCCACAACGAAAAAGAUGCCGCCGCCAUGAUGGGACUUACCUUGCUGAUGGAGGUAUUUGAUUCCAUUGAUGAGGCAAUCAUUGUAUGCUGGAACUCGCGUUGCAGCAUAAUCACCACGGGAAAGUGCCAAACACUUAUCGAAUCUAAAGCUAUUAAUAUGUAUCGCAUUCUUGCGCAAGUCAGCAAUGUCAAUCGAUACAUGCAACGCAAGAACAAAGACCAUUUCAUUGUUGAUAGCGACCCCGAUCUGCCAAAACAGAAUGGUGGCGAUAAUACUUCCCAGUCUGUUUCGGAGGAGCUUAACGUUGUCAGAGUCAUGCGAGACUUUCUUUCAGAAACACAAUGCGCAGAUGUGCUGGUCACACAGAAAUGGGUGCUGGAUCGACUGUGGAAUUUAUGCUUUAGUCAUGGACUUCUAAGGCAGCACUCCGAGCAACCAGAGCUAUGCUUCCGCUUUGCCUUCGAUAAUGGAGUGAAGACACUAGAGUUGUGUCGGUCCUUGAGGAUUAGUGCGAUGGAAGCGCACGGAGUUGGUAUUGUGAGUAUUUAA
Talaromyces amestolkiae is the source of this 2439-nucleotide messenger RNA. RefSeq lists its product as uncharacterized. Gene Ontology annotation, molecular function: zinc ion binding; DNA-binding transcription factor activity, RNA polymerase II-specific; DNA binding. The record is from RefSeq and is a predicted model, not a curated record. Gene Ontology annotation, biological process: regulation of DNA-templated transcription; DNA-templated transcription. The transcript has 4 exons. Lineage: Eukaryota; Fungi; Ascomycota; Eurotiomycetes; Eurotiales; Trichocomaceae. Bases 1 to 2439 code for a protein of 812 amino acids.